AAAUGUUCACAUUUCUAAGACAACACUGACCAUUAUCUUACAAGAGUACUUGGGUAGUGAUCUCGGAGUAGCAUUACUAGAAGGAUUAUGCGUUGUAAGUACUGAUAGGCGGCUCGGAGAUCAUCUCGGAAACCGGGGUUACAAUUCGGAGUGGCGCGAGGAGGAUCAGCACUUUCACAAUCUUCGACAACGCCAAUAAAGCCAUGUCUAACAUGUCCGGGUGAUGUAGUUCUCACCUCGUCAAUCUAGGUGCACUUCCUGUAUUAGCAGCUAGUUUAUUGAAGAACUAUCGUCGAUAUAGACUCAAAUUAGGACCAAACCGAAGUCGCACGUGACGAUGGCGACAUAUUUGAUUGCUAUGGCGAAUCGACCCUUUAUCCCAUUAGUCGUUAACCACGAUACAGUGCCGCCACGAUGUCAUACGGAUCCCUAGGCCCCUCUACCCCGACGAUCGGUACUAGCCAUACUCACUCGAACGUCUACUUGCAAGUAGAACCGAUCGGUUACGACAAUUCUUGUACUUAAAAUACAUGGAGAAUAUCAUGGGCGAUAAAGCAAAAAUAAAAUCCGUAGCCGUGGUUGGUGCGGGCGCUGCAGGAGCUAUCACGGCGGCAGCACUACAUGCUGAAAACUACUUUGAGACAAUCCGAGUCUUUGAAAGACGGGAGGCACCUGGUGGAACAUGGAUAUUCGACCCGGAUCCGCAGCCAAAUCUUGAACUUCGGCCGGGAAGGUUUCCUCCGGAUGUCGAUCCGCCGUUAAGGAUUCCUGAUCAAUUACCCCGGAUCACGGCUCCUAAUCAACAAGAGCGGUUCUCUAAGACGCCUAUAUAUGCAUCUUUAACGACCAACGUUCCCGACGUCGCUAUGUGUUUCUCUGACCAGCGGUUCGCGUAUGGACCCUUCGCACCGCAUUGGGUUCCGCGUCAGUACGUUGAGAGCUACUUCGCGCAUCAUAAGACGGAUCCGCUAUUAAGCCUCAGUACGACCGUCGAGGACGUGUCUAAGUUACCCCACGAUAGAUGGAAAUUGACCCUUCGGAAAUACGACUCGGCGCGUCACGUCGACGUUUGGUGGGAAGAGGAGUUCGACGCAUUGAUCUUAGCUAACGGCCAUUAUUCCGUCCCUUAUGUUCCACAAGUAAAAGGCCUAGAGGAAUACUUAAAGAAAUUCCCCGGUCGCGUAUUGCAUUCUAAGUACUACCGUUCACCUCUACCGUAUAUCUCUAAGAAGAUCGUCAUCAUCGGUAACUCAGCGUCGGGUCAUGAUCUCACGGCCGAGUUGGUCUCUACCGCAAGUCUCCCCGUAUAUCAAUCGCGGCGUUCCAAAUCACGCUGGGAUGGGGAUGAGCCACCAGCAGGCAUCGCAUGGAAACCUAUCAUUUCGGAGUACGUACCAGAGACCGGACGCAUCAUAUUCGAAGACGGGACGUACCUUGAUGAUGUCGACACCGUAUUUUACUGUACAGGCUACAAAGCCUCAUUUCCAUUCUGGAACGAAUCAGUCAACGGCCGCCCCCUAUGGGACUACACCAACGACAAACUGCACCAAACAUACUGGCACACCUUCUUCCGCGACUUCCCAACCCUAGGCGCCGUCGGCGUACCCCGGGCCCUAACCUUCCGAAGUUUCGAGUACCAAGCCGUAGCUCUAGCCCGUCUCUUCUCGGGUCGUAACACUGCUUCCCUCCCUCCCCUCGCCGAGCAAGAACGGUGGGAGCGUAAUCGCUUACAGGAUACUAAGCGACGGGGAAAGAAAUUCCACGAUGUACCCUGGGAAAACGGGCAGACGUUAGAGUGGUUGGGCGGACUGUUUGAUAUCGCGGGGUUAGGAACGUUGAGAGGGGAGGGGCGGAUACCGCCUGCGCUUACGCAGGAGAUUGUCUGGGCUAUUGAGCAUUUGAGGAAGUACCCUGAGCCUGGGAAAGGCAAGGAUAAGGAUAAGGAGAUUGAAGAUAAGGAGGCAGAAUGGGUGUUGGUGGACAGGGAACAGAAGGAUUUAUUGGCAUUCAUAUAGAAGUGACCGGUUGAAAUAUCGCGUCACUCUGUAUGUAAUUCGCUCGGACAUUGGUGUUGUAGAUAUUCGCAUUCCUUGCACAGAUUGUUUUUACACGCGAUGGAACAUAGUAGUCAACUCCAUGUCA
Molecule: messenger RNA, 2142 nt
Organism: Hypoxylon trugodes
Lineage: Eukaryota; Fungi; Ascomycota; Sordariomycetes; Xylariales; Hypoxylaceae
Product: putative dimethylaniline monooxygenase
Exons: 6
Coding region: 531-2015 (494 amino acids)
Molecular function (GO): flavin adenine dinucleotide binding; N,N-dimethylaniline monooxygenase activity; NADP binding
Source: RefSeq, a predicted model, not a curated record